Messenger RNA from Lactuca virosa, 828 nucleotides. Lineage: Eukaryota; Viridiplantae; Streptophyta; Magnoliopsida; Asterales; Asteraceae. The record is from the annotation of a GenBank genome assembly.
AUGAAAAUUGAAAUCAAGCGGUUAAGGAUAACUCAUCGGGUGUAUUAUAGAAUAGUUGCAAUCAAUUGUGAUUGUUGCGUUUCUUCUACAUCCAACGAAAGAGAGACAGUAUUAGCCGAUACCACUUAUCUUUUCUUCUUCGUUUCUUUUUUAUCUACCUUCCAGAGAGCUACGCCGAUGACCAGGAAAAGGAACAACCAACAUCGUAGGGGUCAAGUCGGCGUGCCAUGGUUGAUCGGAGAAAAAUCGUCCAAUCACGUCUCUGUAAAACAAUCGAGAAGCCCUCUACCCUCAGAUGGGUUCACCGUCUCUACCACUUCGGAAUGGAACCAACAUGAGCGAAAGAUGACAACGACCAUACUCACGCCGACAGGAUUGUUAGGGAGUGAUGCAGAGGGUUAAAGAUCAGUAACUUUCAACAUAUACAAAACCAGCUGCCAUUCAUGAUGUUUCUAUUUUCAUGGUCUUCUACUUCUACCGUUGUUGCCCAAGAAAGCCCUAACAUUGAUUUCUUAGAGAUGAUUAUAUGAUGGAGGUUAUCAGCCAUGGUCAGAAAUAAGAUAUUCUGGGAACUGAUAGCCUAACACUAUCUUCAUAAGCAACAAAUCGAAGGCAUUAACAUCCUCGAUGGGGGUCAAUGGGACCAAUAGAUUACAAGGAAAUAAAUAAAAUUCAAUUGAAGAUGGUAUUGUGAUAGGAUAAAUAGUCACGGUUCUGCUAUUAGUAGAUAAAUAUUAAAUAGUUCUAAAUUUUUGCUGACAUUUUCCUUAAUCAUUUUUGUUAUGUGUUUUGGAAUUCCUAUUUAACCCAUACUCUGUUUCUACCAUG